GCUUGUCCGUCUCUCUCUGGGGCGCGGCACCCUUCUUUGUUCUUUGUAGAUGUGUCAUCCACACCUGACACCCUUCCUCUCUCUUUCUCUUCUAUUGUUACGAUGAUGACUGUUUUCUCGUCAAGUGCGAUAUUUCCCCUCCUCUCUUUGUUUCCUUCUACUUUUUUCUGGUAUCAUCGUCCGCCACUGUGCCCUUCGGCCCCUGUUGGCAUUCUUCCCCGGCUCGUGUGCCUCUUCUUUUUGUAUUGCUUUACGCACAACCGCCGUGAUCGCUGUGCUUCUCGUCUCUGUUCUUCUCCUUCUUUCCACUCCGCCACGAAUGCCGCGAAUGUGCUUCUUUCUUCAUUUUCCUUUUACCCCCUUUGAGUGAACGUCCUCUGUGGCCCAUGUGUGUGCGCGUGUGGGUACACGAUCGGCAUCAGAGGUGUUUGUAGUCGCUGCACCGGCCUAUUUCAUGGUCCUAUCUUUUCUAUUAUUUUAUUUUACUCCUUCCUCCCCUCUCCCUCCCCCUCCGCUGUACGUUCAAAGAAUUCGUUGUCUCGUCAUUUCAGCUUGUCGGAGUAUUACACCAUGCCGCUGCUCCUCUGUCCCGGCCGAGGAGGCUCUGGCGCACACCGUAUCUCACCGCCACGGUUUGUGUUGCCGUCGUCGCCGGCGUGGGUGAGAAAGCAAUGCGGACAGCGAGAAUUGUUAAGUUUUCUAGCGUGCCGGUUCGUAUCUGUUUGCGCGUGUGUGGCUGUGCGGCAGAAAAUGUGCGGUGCCGGUGGUGUGUGUGUUUGUGUGUGCAGAAGAUCCUUCGACGCCUUUCCGAGUGCGCGCACAUCAGCGGGGCCGCGGUGGAGGACGAUGGUGUCGAGUGGGCGGGGAGGUCCUUCAAUGUAAAUACAGUUAAAAUAUAUAUAUAACCUCCAGUGCACUAGUAUUUGAACUUCGUAGAGUGUGUGAAGACAGCAGCGGGUGUGCACUGGCAUUGGUGUAGACGCGUGGGUGCCACCGCGGCAAGAAGGGCAUUUUCGCUGAGUUCCUGAUGAAACGCCAGGUGUUUGUAUUUCUCUCUUUCUCUGACCACCGCCGCUGUGGGGGCGGAGAGCGGUGCAUGGCCUUUUGGGGCGUCUCGGUGGCGGUGGCUCUUUCAUUAUCUUCUUCUUCUUCGGAUGUUUCGCAUCGACGUCAGUGCGAGUGCGUGAAAUAAACUCAGCGUGGUUUUACUCCCCUCCUCUCUCUUCCGUGUGCGCUCAUCGACUUCUUGCCGACAACGCAGUGCUUUUUUGGUGCGCAGAAGCACCGGCGUUUCUCUCCUGACGAUGAGGUAGAACCUUUGCUUUUUUUUGAACUGAAAAGUGGAGUGAAGAACGCGAGACCUGUUGUGCCUUCUGGGAGCUGCUUCGAUGGGCAUGUGGCACGGAAGCGUUGCGUACGUCGACGACAACGGCCGCUGCCGCAGCUUCGCAGAUGGAAUGGAAAUGCGGUCUGCCGGCGAUGCGGCUCGGACUUCAGAAGGGCCACCUCGCCACUUAUUUUUUCCGUUCUGCUCUCUUCGUCGAGAAACGGCGGUUAUGUCUUCUCGGAUGGGGCACCGCCCGACGGUGAAGAGGCGCUGCUGCGCGUUGCAGUGGUCCCUCGCCGGCCAGUCCGCCCACCACUUCUUCCUCCACACGACGUACACCGCCUUUACCUCUCGCUUUCACCUUCUUCUGUGCUUCACCUCGUUCUGCAGCCGCACCACAUCCGCUGCGUGCAUGUUCAAAGGUCUCUCAUUUCACACCGGUGUCGAGGGCAGAGCCGCACGACGCCUCGCCACAGUCGCGGAGAGCGCGCGCCGCAGCAAACAGCGCCACCUACGCGAAACCGCACGUGAGUCCACGCUGCGGCUCAACCGCCUGCGUGCGGGACAACAGAGCCUACAUCGUCCCAGUCCGCGACGUUCUCGCGCGGGCGUGGCCUCCGCCGCGAUGCAAGCGAGCUGGACGGCGACACAGGCCGAGGCGCUGGCGGAGGAGGACGCCGCAUGGAGCGCACGCGACCCGAUGCAGCCGUUUCAGCCCGACGGCACACGCACCGACGCCUUCUCCCGUCCGUUCUCCUCCGCCUCGCUUCUCCACUACGGCGCCGUCGACGCGGAGACGGGCAACAGUAUCGUGCAGCAAAGUUUCGAUGCAUUGGUCUACCGCGCCGUUCUGCACUACGGUCCUCCGCUGCCGGUGGAGGUGGUGCUGCAGAACAACGUCGUGUCCGCCGCGUCGAUGUCGCCGGCGCAGCAACGAGCGCAAUUUCGCGAGACGCAGGACGGCGGUGGAGCCGGAGGGGCGGACGACCCAAAUGCCGUGUACAUGGACGAGGUGGGACUGCGAAUGCACGAGUUCAUGACCAUCUUGCGGAAGGAGCAGCCGCACUUCAGCGUGCGUGACGACUGCGACGGGGUGCCGCUGUCGUUGAUGGUGCGUAACUGCUCCUACCUGCGCGCCUACGGAGGGAAGGUGAACUACAUGCGCUUCGUGCGUCGGCUCCCUCGUGGGCAGGGUGGGGACAUGGGAAGGGAAACGACGGAGGACACCGGAGAAGAGGAUGCGGCGAGCGGCACGAUGGUGGUGUCGUUAGGGAGAUACAAGAUGCGAGAGAUGCCGUCGCAGGAUGGCAUCCGGCAGGGCCCGCAGCCUUGGCGCUACUCGUACCGCACACUGUGA
Molecule: messenger RNA, 2684 nt
Organism: Leptomonas pyrrhocoris
Lineage: Eukaryota; Euglenozoa; Kinetoplastea; Trypanosomatida; Trypanosomatidae
Exons: 1
Coding region: 1740-2684 (314 amino acids)
Source: RefSeq, a predicted model, not a curated record